Messenger RNA from Cryptomeria japonica (Japanese cedar), 1570 nucleotides. Its product is annotated as protein LOW PSII ACCUMULATION 1, chloroplastic. Lineage: Eukaryota; Viridiplantae; Streptophyta; Pinopsida; Cupressales; Cupressaceae. The record is from RefSeq and is a predicted model, not a curated record. Bases 82 to 1428 code for a protein of 448 amino acids. Gene Ontology annotation, biological process: photosystem II oxygen evolving complex assembly. The transcript has 9 exons. Gene Ontology annotation, cellular component: chloroplast. Gene Ontology annotation, molecular function: protein binding.
AAGAAAAGUAUUGUGUCGAUAAAAGAGCAAGGCUAAAACAGUGAGCAUUGCAAAGAAGCGCGUGUGCAGCUAGGCAGGGUCAUGGCCAUUGCAAACGUCGUAAUUUCUAGUAAUAUGGUCGUCCAGUGUUCAACACCUACUCGGGGAUUGGUAGAAAGAAGAAUAGCCACAUUCAGACUAAAGCAUCUAAUAUGGGCAAACAAAAUUGGUUGUGCCAAAGGGAAAAAAUGCAGAGCUGCAGUUAUCUGUGCCUCUGCCACAGAAACUACAUCCAUUAACUCCACAAAUGCUAAGGACGCUGUCAAUUUGGGGCUUUCCCUUUUCAACCAAGGCCGGAUAAAAGAUGCAAUUAUUCAGUUUGAAAAAGCUCUUAGUCUAGACCCAAGUCCAGAUGAAGCAAGAGCAGCUCUAUACAACAAAGCUUGUUGCCAUGCCUCCAGAGAAGAAGGAGGAAAAACAGCAGAAGCUUUACGGAUGGCUUUACGGGAUUAUAACCUCAAUUUUAGUGUAAUUCUCAAUGAUCCAGACAUGGCUGCAUUUCGGGCUAUGCCUGAGUUUAGGGAACUUCAAAAUGAGGCUAGAUUGGGUGGUGAUGAUAUAGGAGGCAGUUUCAGAAGAGACUUGAAGCUUAUUAGUGAAGUGCAAGCCCCGUUUCGAGCUGUCCGAAAAUUUUUCUAUGCAGCCCUGUGUGUUGCUGCAGGAAUUUCAACCUUUUUCACUAUACCCAGGCUGUUUCGAUCUAUUCAGGGGGGUGAUGGUGCUCCAGAGCUUUGGGAAACUGUCGGGAACACCGCCAUUAAUAUUGGAGGUAUCAUCAUACUUGUAGCACUGAUCAUAUGGGAAAACAGGAAAGAAGAGGAGCAAAUUGCUCAAAUUUCUCGCAAUGAGACACUAUCUAGAUUACCUUUGCGUUUGUCAACUAAUCGUGUAAUUGAACUUGUACAGUUACGAGAUACAGCUCGGCCUGUAAUUCUGGCAGGAACAAAAGAUGCAGUGAAUAGAGCAGUUCAAAGAGCUGAGAAAUUUCGUAUUGAACUUAUUGAAAGGGGAGUUCUUAUAGUGCCCUUAGUGUGGAGAAAUGAAAGAGAAAACCCAAUCAGAAAGAAAGGCUUUGGGGGUCGACGAAAGCUCGCUACUGCAAACUCUUCAUCUGCUGGUGAAUUUGGCAAAAGAGCAAAAGAUAUUGUCACGAAGACGAUUGUAGAAGUUGAGAAAAGAUUCAAGGCAGAGAUUGUUUCUCCAAGUGCAUGGGAAAGUUGGAUUCGUGAGCAACAAGAGUCUGAAGGAGUAACACCAGGAGAAGAUGUGUACAUAAUCUUACGCUUGGAUGGUCGUGUUCGAAAAUCUGGUCAGGGUAUGCCGGAUUGGGGGGAGAUGAUUAAGGAAUUGCCUCCACUGGACUCCUUCAUCAGCAAAUUAGAAAAGUGAUUAAGUUAUGCAACAUAAUUUUUUAAUACCUUGGACAAGAUGUAUAAAUGACAAUUACGUUCAGUUAUAAUUUUGUUGUAUUUUCAACUUGCUUUUCUUGUUGAAUUGAUAAAAAUAAUAAAAGUAGUUCAAAUUUCUAGUA